Molecule: messenger RNA, 1478 nt
Organism: Brassica rapa (field mustard)
Lineage: Eukaryota; Viridiplantae; Streptophyta; Magnoliopsida; Brassicales; Brassicaceae
Product: defensin-like protein 22
Biological process (GO): defense response to fungus
Cellular component (GO): extracellular region
Source: RefSeq, a predicted model, not a curated record
AAAUAAAUUAUUUUGGUCAUUUUCUUUUUAAAGUCUAUUUUUGUGACAAAAACUUGAAAAUUGUCUAUUUAUGAGAAUUGUUCAACGAAAUAAAAAAUAUAUGUUUUUUUUCUUUUUCUUUUUGCAGGAAGAAUAUAUAUGUUUGGAUCAUAACGAUUAACAAUAUCUAACUCAGACUUUUAUUUAUUACAUUCUAUAACUGUAAGUCAGAGUGUUUUGACUUUCACAAAAAGGGUUGACAUGUUACAAUAUAGUCAGCAUACAAAUUUGUUAAAAAAAAAAAAGUCAGCAUACAAAAUAAGUAGAAAUAGAAUAAAGCCUUUAAGUUAUUGACUUUUGAUUUGACUGAAACUUUGGUUUCAUCAACACAUCAGAAAGAAUAUAGAAGCCAUCUAGUAUAAGUACGAGUGAAAUACAUCAUUUUCUUAAUCAAUACAAAACAAGGCUUAAACACUUAUUACAAAACUAAAAAAAAAAAGAGAUUAAUAAUGACCAGCGUGAAAGUUUUUUCUUUUGCUUUGCUUCUUGUCCUCCUAUUCUCCGUUGAUGUUGAAGGAUAUGUGUUGGAAAGUAAAUCAUUGUGUUGCACUACCCACCCAGAAUUUGGGAGGUGCAUCCCAAACCUUGACACAGGAAGAUGCAACAGCUGGUGUCUUAACGGAUGUGACAGUAAAAAAGGUGGUUUCUGCAAACGUGUUGGCAGAGGACAAUGCCAUUGUUAUUGUUAAGAAUCUCACAAAACCAUGUAAAACAUGCAUGAACAGAUGUUGAAGGAUAUGUGUUAGAAAGUAAAUCCUUGUGUUGCAUUACUUUUGUAUGAUUUGAACUUAUGAUAUUUGUACGAAAGGGAUAUAAAAAGAUCUUCAACUAUAAUAUGCUUUCAUCCCGUCAAUAAAAAUAUAUAUACAUAUAUAUGAUACAACGGAAGAUUGGAAAAAAAUACAACAAAAAAUACUGUAAUGCAAAAGGAUUUUAGUCACAAACUACAUUUUCUAUAUGUAUCUCUUAAUGCAUAGUUUGGUUAAUUUCACACCAAAAAUUGGAGUUUAAAUUUUAUAAAACUAUAAUUUAUUACCAACUAAGAAGAUUAAUGAAAAAACUCACAUAAGAUCUACAAGUAAACUAUCUCACAUAAGUAUAAAUUUUGAUUCAAUUUGAUGUAAAUAUAACUGUAAAAUAUGAAUUAUAGUAAUAUAUGUAAAAAUGCGUUGUAAAUUAAUAAUACGAUAAUUAUAAUAAUUGGUGAUAGAAAUUAAAUGAAUGAUAACUGUAAAGAUAAAAGGAAAAUUACCACAAAUAUCACAUUCAUAAUACCAAUUUUCAUGUUUACAUUAACCAAUUUUACCUUCACUUUUAAUGAAGGGUAAAAUACAAUUAUACCCUUAGAGUUAACUAAUCUAGACUUAGGGUUUAGAACUGAGGGGUAGGGUAUGGUUUUUGGAAUGUGAAAUUUAUGAUUCUAAUAAAUAUAUAAAUAC